CCGUAGCCUGGAUGAAGCCUCUGGAUCAAGGACAACAGUGCUGAGCUGGUGCUAACGGUGUUGCCGUAAAGAGUACACGGGCCUUACACUAGCCCGGUUUUAUCCUCAGGUCAAAGCUGCACACAGGAGGAGGAAAAUGCAGUGCACUCCUGAAUCAAAUGUCUUCCUUGAGCGCUGCAAAGGCCAGCACUAUUUGGAGGACUCCUCUGACAGUGGCUACUCGGGUGUAUUCCACAGCCCAGGGAGCAUCAGUGGAGCUGACCCCUGUAAGGCUUUGUCCCCCGAGGAAUUCAAUGAAGCACCUAAAGAGAACCUCAGGCAAUCUGUCACACCAAAAGAUAGGACGAGAGAAUCAGUCAGACUUUUGGACAAAGACUCCAGGGGGGUACAGCAGUCAUCAUCUGUUAGUUGGUGUGAAACUCCUAAAUUGUAUAAAAGAGAUCACUCAUUGCGACAAAGACUUCGAAUGUGCAAACCCAGCACAGAUGUUGAGCCUGAGGGUGCAGGAUCACCAUACACCAGGAAGACUGAAUUGUUCAUCAGCGCAAAGUCUGAACACUGGCUAAGUGCAUCGUUUGAUUCUCUAGACACUGUCAUAGGGGCUUUGGCAUCAAGCACUUUAAAACUGGAGCAGGACUUGCCAUUAUCUGGUAGGAAAUGCCGUCUGCUUUUCUCACAGGUGAGGACCUCUACUCUUGAUGAUAAUAAACUCAACUCUGGUCACCCUCCUAAUUUUGAGAGAGGACUUUCACUCUUGGACGCUGAUUUCAGUGAGAGCAUUUCUGCCUGCGAUCAAAUUAAUGCUGGGACUCCAUGCUCUAGCAAACUGCUGUCUGCCUCAUCUAAGGAAGCCUCUCAGUCACCAGUCAGUGGUGUGACCAAUGGCCUACUUAACAGCUCAAGUGUCCUCUGCACACCGUCAUCCACACAUACACCAAAAUUCAUCAGCAGGUCUGCUUGUGAGGACAGUGGCUUCAGUUCCCUGACCCUUGAUAAAUACCAAGACUCCUCAGUGGAUCAUGAUGGUUCAUUCCAGGAGCUACUGUUGUCUGCCUCUCGAAAAAACAGUGAAACACCAAAUCUUGCAGAGGCAAAGCGGCGCUCCCGUUUGCACCGUCAGCACAGGCUUUCUACACUUAAAGAAGGGAGCUCUCAGUCUGAUGAUGACCCACUGGACAGAAGGCAUGAACGUCUUCCUCAAUGCCACAGCCAUUUUGAGGAUGUUUUUGCUGACAGUAUCACCUCUCGUUGUGUCCUUUCUGAUAAAUGUGGUAAUGGCAUCACUUCUGAUGGUUUGUCCUCUGAAAACCAAGACUAUGCCACCCCACAAAGAAUGACCAUAGCCAAGCCAGAAAACAUGACACCUUUUAGCACAGCUGUAACACCUGUGAGAACAACCCCAGUUGAUCUCUCUUUGACUCCAGCUUUGCAGCUGGUUCACGCUAUGUGCCAGCAGAGAGCCCAGAUGUUUGCUGGCCAAAGUCCCAGCCUUAAGGAGCAGCUGAAGUCUACAGCUGCACUGGCCCAGACCCCUGUGAUGUUCAGGACCACUAUGCCAUUGGCAGGACUGAUUGGCAGGAAGAUGGGCCUGGGGAAGGUAGAUAUACUUACAGAGCUGAAGAAGAGGAAUCUCAGGCACAUUCUGGCCAUCAUACUUGGCCAUCUGACCUCUGAGAGUGUCUAUAGGUGUUGCUCCAUUCCAAAUUUGGUAGUGAGUAAUUGUGACAUUGGCAUCAAAAGAAGCCACCUCAGCGAAAUGGAAGCUGCCCUCGAGCUCGGAGCUGCUGCCCAUGUCCCUGAUGCAGAGACCAGACUGGCUCUGCUGAAGAGGUCGGCCCUCAAGACGGUUCAGUCUCAGUCCAGGACUUUGCUCUAUUGCACCCCACAUUCAGAAGAUAGCACUUUAACCAAGUUACAGCACAGUGGCGCACACUCAGGCAGCAAGAGCAAACGGGAUAAGUUUCUAGAAGUGGCCAGAACCCUCUUCAGUGAUGAGUGCCUCAGGCCAUGCCCUCGGUGUCAGCAUCCUGCAAGGUGUCGCCCAGUGAAAGGGGAAGGUGUGUGCAGCAGAGCCAGCUGCGGGUUCCAGUUUUGCACAGCCUGCUUGUGUGCUUUUCACGGCUCUAGAGAGUGUGGCAGCCAGUCUGUAGGCCGACGCAAAAAGGACAUCAUUCUUCCAGGAAGCGCACAAAGCAAGAGAAACGUUAAGAGACUGUGAGCAGAAACCGAACCGCGUUCUCGUUGUGCCAAAGUGUCUUCAGCUUUUUUUUUUUUUUUCUGCCUUGUGAUGAAGACGAGGCUUGGCAACAAGGAGACUGAUUUGUAGCCAG
Molecule: messenger RNA, 2330 nt
Organism: Monopterus albus (swamp eel)
Lineage: Eukaryota; Metazoa; Chordata; Actinopteri; Synbranchiformes; Synbranchidae
Gene: fbxo43
Product: F-box protein 43
Exons: 7
Coding region: 137-2218 (693 amino acids)
Biological process (GO): regulation of mitotic nuclear division; negative regulation of meiotic nuclear division
Cellular component (GO): nucleus
Source: RefSeq, a predicted model, not a curated record